UAAAGGUGUGGCUUGUUGUGGAUUUUAACAAUAUAAAUAUAUCAGCCUUUGAACCAUGAGGUACAUGACAUGAAGGAAGGCUGGUACUCAGAGGAAAAGAAAACUGUGCGUAAAAGUGGCCAGUGUGAUUUGCAGAGGGCGCGUACUGCUCUGCAUCCCCUGUGUUUGACUGUAUGAGGUGUGCUGUUGUUGUUGCUGCUGCUGUUGCUGCUGCUGCUACUGCAGGAUGACAGGGAGCGAGGAAGGUGCCUUGCUUCACGGCUGCGGGCAGAGAUGGCGCCCUGAUGCCGGUGAAUAAGCAGAAAAACAGAGCAGAGGGAGGGACAAGGGAUGCUGCAUCAUUCAGAGCAUCACAUGGCAGCAGAUGAUGACAACGCUCUGUGGAUCUUCACGGAUGUUUAUUGUCCUUUGUUUUCCUUCUGUAUGAGAUUUGGAGCAGCAGUGUGAACCUGACAGGCGAGGCGGUGGUGGGGGUUUGUUGUCUGCCUGCUUUCUCCCUCCUCCUGCGGGGCUCUCUGCUCAUCCGACGCAGGGAGGAGAGGGCAGCAGCAGCAGCAGAGGGAGGGAGCGCAGGGGCGAUGGCCGCCGGUGGAGCGGGAUGCGGCGGCGACACGGUGGAGGAGUGCCGGGUCGAGGUGGAGCGCCUGACCCGGGAGCUGGCGGAGGCCAACCGCGAGAAGAUCCGGGCGGCGGAGUGCGGGCUGGUGGUUCUGGAGGAGAACCAGAGGCUGAAGCAGCAGUACUCGGAGCUGGAGGCCGAGCAGGAGGCGCUGAGGCUGGAGCUGGAGCAGCUGCAGGAGGUGGGAUCAGCAGGGGCCUUUGGUCACGCUUACUCCAUCCAGCGCAAGGUGGCCGAGGAUGGGGAGACCAACGAGGAGACGCUGCUGCAGGAGUCCGCCACCAAGGAGGCCUUCUACAUGGGCCGCCUCAUGGAGCUGCAGUCGGAGUUGAAGCAAAGUCGAGCCAUUGCCUCCAAUGCUCAGGCUGACAACGAGCAUCUGAGCAGCCUGCUGCAGGAGCUCAGAGAGAGUAACGAGAUGUUGGAGCUGCAGCGCAGCCGCAUGAGAGAGGAGAUCAGGGAGUACAAGCUCCGAGAGGCUCGGUUGCUCCAGGACUACACCGAGCUGGAGGAGGAGAACAUCUCUCUGCAGAAACUGGUGUCAACGCUCAGGCAGAACCAGGUGGAGUAUGAAGGCCUGAAGCAUGAGAUCAAAGUCCUGGAGGAGGAGACCGAGCUCCUGAACAGCCAGCUGCAGGACGCGCUGCGUCUGAAGGACAUCUCGGACGCGCAGCUGGAGGAGGCGCUGGAGUCUCUAAAGAGUGAGCGUGAGCAGAAGAACCACCUGCGCCGGGAGCUGGUCCACCACCUCAGCAUGUGUGACGUGGCGUACACUGGCAGCGCCCACCUGACGUUCACCUCAGCCCCGCCCAGUGGCACCGCCACCCCGACUACUCUGCUCUCGCCAACCACAGAGGAGCCAACAAGAUGUAAUGGCCACCUCCAGAGUGGGACGGGAGCAGGAACUGCGGCCAGGCCGAACGGAGAGUGCCGAGGCCCGGGGCGGAAGGCGGAGGGAGUGACGACGUCAGACCUCUUCAGUGAAAUGAACCUGACAGAAAUCCAGAAGCUCAGGCAGCACUUAUUGACCGUUGAACGUGAGAAAGUAGCACUGAUGACAAACCUGCAAGAGUCCCAGACUCAGCUCCAGCACACCCAGGGCGCCCUGACCGAACAGUAUGAAAAGACUCUCCGUCUUAGCCAGAAAAUCACUGCCCUCCACCGUCUGCAUCGAAGGACCCUUCUUAACCAAGAAGCCCACAGCAGCGGCACCUCCAAACUGAAUCCUGAGGAGCUCGACAGAGGUUACGAGGAGGCUGAAGAGGAAGGGGAUGCUGAGGACUAUAAGAGUGAGACGCUGACCAAAAGUCAGGUGUUUUCAUUCCAAACACCUGGCCUGGAGAUCAUGCAGUGCAAGUAUCGUGUGGCUGUGACAGAGGUGGUGGAGCUAAAGGCCGAGGUGAAAUGCCUCCGUGAGAGGCUGGCUCAGAGUGGCGAAGGAACUGUGGGGGAGAAGCCACAUCGAAGAGCUGAGCUCCAGAAGCUGGAACUGCAGGUUGCGUCCUUGGAGAAGAGCUGCCGCGAAGGACGCGAGAAGAUUUCUAGUCUGGAGUUGGAGUUGAAAGCAGCUCAGUCGGCAACCAGUGAAAGCCGAGGGGCGUUGAACGCAGCUCAGGACGAGCUGGUGACGCUGAGUGAGGAGCUUGCCCAACUCUACCAUCACGUGUGUUUGUGCAACAACGAAACGCCAAACCGUGUCAUGCUGGACUACUACAGACAGGGCAGAGGGCUUAGGAACGUCAGUGCCAGUCUCAAAGCCAUGUCUUCGGACAACAGCAAAGUUCUCCUCACACCACGCCUUGCAAGACGGCUGGCCGCUGUUGCCUCGACGACCUCAACGUCUGGGGAGUCACGGAGCCCCUCUGAGUCUCCAUCCAAAGAGCCCCUGUGUAGGGAGGGUAGAGGGGAGGAGAAGGAGAGGGACAGGGAGGGUCUCCUGGUGCCACCAGAGCAGAGCACGCCUCCUUCCCAGUCACCCAGUAUCAGUGCCUCUUCAUCAUCAUCGUCAUCAUCAUCACCUGCCUUGGAGCCACCUGGUGAGCUGCGCAAGGAGCCACUGAACAUCUACAACCUCAAUGCCAUCAUCAGAGACCAGGUGAAGCACCUACAGCGGGCAGUAGACCAGUCUCUGCACCUCUCCAGACAGAGGGCUGCAGCCAGAGAACUGGCCCCUCUGCUGGAUAAGGACAAGGAGAGCUGCAUGGAGGAGAUCCUGAAGCUCAAGUCUUUGCUGAGCACCAAGCGAGAGCAGAUAGCCACUCUUAGACUCGUGCUCAAGGCUAAUAAGCAGACUGCAGAGGUGGCCCUGGCAAACCUUAAGAGUAGGUAUGAGGCGGAGAAGUUCAUGGUGACCGACACCAUGAUGAAGCUGAGGAAUGAGCUGAAGGCACUGAAGGAGGACGCGGCCACUUUCUCCUCUCUGCGAGCCAUGUUCGCUACCAGGUGUGACGAGUACGUGACCCAACUGGAUGAGAUGCAGAGGCAGUUGGCCGCUGCUGAGGACGAGAAGAAGACUCUGAACUCCCUCCUCCGAAUGGCCAUCCAGCAGAAACUGGCCCUCACCCAGCGUUUGGAGGAUUUAGCUUUUGAUCAAGAGCAGACCCACCGCACCCGUGGGGGAAGGCUGACCCGAAUGAAGACCAGCACCCCCAAAGUAAGUCUCCCAUCCUCGACUUCGGCCUCCGACCUAGUCUACACUUCAGCUUUGGCCCCAGGCAACCUCGCUUUCUCUGGCCUUACUAGUCCCACAUCAGUUGUUCUCGAUGAUUCCACUUUGUCGCUUUGCCCGUCUGUGGUCAGAGCAGCUCUGGCUUCACCUCUUACCUCCCCUACCACACAUAUACCCCCUCGCAGUCCAUCAUUACCAGCCAUCACCUCAUUGGCUGGUGCUGUAGUGCCGGAGAGCCCCCCAUCUCUGGAGGCGCCCUCCACUACCUCGGCGCGGACCCCGCCCCAAACCCCUCUGAGGCUGCCUCACUCCCAGUGGACCCUAGGUGUGCGGACGUUUGUGGUCGACUCCCACAGUUUCAAUGUCAACAUCUCCCCUGCCUUGCCCCGUAGUGUAGGCCUCUCCAGGCACAACACCUCAGACACACACCCAUCUGCACCAUCCACCACCACCACCACCACCACCACCAGGCCCACCCAGCCAGGAUCUGCCCCCUCUUCUCCAUACCGGUCCCCUCUUCUUGGGCUGAGGCGCUCCACGUGGAGCCCCACACCCCGAACUCGGCCCCUCUCUAGCCUGACACGCUCUCCUGUCCACUACACUCCUUCCUCUUACUCCUCUUCCUCCCACAGCUAUUCCUCUGCAUAUUACAGCUCCUCCACUGCUUUUACGCCCUCCACCUCCUACAGCCACACGUCCCACUACACACCCCUGUACCCCAGAUACAGUAGCUCUUACCGGCCCCGGCAUUGAACACUCUUACUUUAAAUCCUUUACUGUAAGCCUUUUUCAGCCUUUAUUGAAACUGAAAACUCUCAUAAUGCCUCUCUUUUCUUCACCUAAGAGGUUGGGGGCUCACAGAGAGAAAGACACAGUGGUUUCCUGUUUCCCAGUCCCUGUUUCCUGUGCCUAAGCCUUGGCCAAGGGGUUCUGAAUGUUCAGUGACUUUGCUCAGGGAAUUGACAUAAGGAGCACAAGCGCCUUUCUUUUAUUUUAAGACUGCUGAUUGGUCAACUGGAUGGCAUCAAAAAAACUUUUUAAUAGGGGGUUUUGUUCAAGUGUUCAGGUUGAGGCCACUCACACAUUGAAAGAGAUUGAAAUAGACACAGAGACAUUCAGAUGAUGGAUGGACAUUUGAAGGACUCUGUCAUAGCUGUGUAUGAGGGUCCUGACACAUUUCAGUAAAUACAGUCAGUGUAACGUCCAAUAUGUUUUAACCAGUAGUGAUUCUCAUAUACUAUGUGUUGUGUUUGGAUGCUUAAAGGUGCAGUAUGAUUGAUGAAGUGUUUAUAGCUAUUGCAAAUGGCCACACUCGAAGGUGGGGUGAACACAACACACACUUUCUGAGCGUUUUAAAGGCAUUUAUGGUGUUAGGCUACACCCACACUACCACAAAACUGAUUUCUAACACCUGAAAACCCUUAUCAUGUGAUCAUUCAGGUACACUGGGUACGUGUAUGCUGGCGUAAACAAGAGGCCGAUUCUAUUCUCUUUCGUUUUUGCUUAGUUAAAGAAAGUAUUCAGAUAAAACAAUGGUGAAAACAAAGAGCAAGGAUUUCUAUGCACAGUUGAUGUGUUUUUAAAUGAAAACAGUCGUAGUGUGGAUGUAGCCUUAAACUCUGUGGUGGUUGUAGUUGCAAGGAAAAUCUAAAAGAAUGUACCCAAUAUUUUUUCAUGCUGGAGCACAUCUGGACAAUCGCUGCAACCAAGUUACCAUGUCGUCAUUGUAUCAAAAAGUUGCAGCAACAUUGGACACAAUUCCAGUAUUUGGAAUGGUGUAAGAGAUGUGUGUUGUGAGUCAUUAGUCAGCAAAAAACUUAUUUGAAGCACGGUGACUCCUUUAAGUCUUUCAACUUUGUUUGAUUGCUAAUUAUUUACUUAAAACCCCCACACAGAUGCACACACCCAGGUUAUGAUAUAGUAGCUGUGGGUGAGGAAAGUUGAACUAGUAUUCUUUGCCAAAGUGCACACUGCUGAAUGCAUCGGUGUACCUCAACGACUGUUCUUCAUUUCCUGUCAGUGGUUGUCAUCAGCUAAACCUUAAGCAAAAUGUCUGUCCAUCUCUUGCACCACCCAGUGGUUUGUUCUAAUAUAGCAAUGUACUUAGCUAUGCAUGUUCACAUUUGGAUGCUCUUAUACUGCAGACUUCCUUCCUCCCCCUUCCACAUGGGAAAUGUACCUGAUGGAGGUGCAGGCUGAAGAGCACUCAAACAUGGCAUCUAACCAGUGUAGGAUCAGCUGAAUGUCAUUGUCUAGUCAUUGUACAAGGAAGGAAUCUGGAUUGGAGUCAGCUGUGAGUGUGCGUCUCAGUGUGUGUCUCAGUAACUAUGAAAUACACGAGUGAAGUAUGUGUUGUUUGACACAGUGUGGAGCCACAGUUAGUAGGAAGGUUGUUUCCCCAACACUUCCCAACAAUUUUAUACAUUUUUAAAUAAAAACUACAACAAUAUUCAAAGCUGCUCUCAGUGAUGUCAUCUUUUGGGUCAAUUGCUAUACGUUGCCGUCGCUAACUUACCUCUCCCUACAUCACGUCAAGCCAUGUUUGGUGAGGUCAGGGCAUUUAUUCCAACAACUUAACGUCAAAACCAGUGAGUGACUCAUGAUUAGAUAAAGUGUUAUGGGAUAUUGGGGAAAUCGCUCCUAAUUUAGGCUCAAUCCCAUUUUAUCACUUUGUCUUGCCACUCAGUUUUGGGUGUUCCUGUGCAGACAUAGUGUGUCCUGAUUGAUGUUGAGGCAGAGUGGCAGGGUGAGGUUUUAGGGCUAACUAGCCCUUCAAAUGGAGAUGUUCCAGUGGCACAAUUUUUUGAUGGCCAUCUCAAAGCUAACGUUGAUUAGCAUGUUGUGUAGCUUCGCUAACCACAACAAGGCUUUUAUACAUAUCAUAAAGUGGUCAGUUAGUAUUUCUAGGCAAGUUUCUACAUGUUCCAGAUUCCUACAGUCCACAAUAGCAAUAUAACCACAAUGGCACAUUGUCGCUGGCGAACGCUCAUGUGAUGACGCACAACAUUCUUGAACAGUUGUUCAAUUUUGCAGGUUUUAACCGCUAUCAAUGGGUCGAGGUAAAAAUGAGAAAUGGGACUGGGCCAUGCUGUCAGACAGACAUGUCGUUGUUGUCAGGAAGUUACUGACAGUAGCUUUAUUACUAGCCAGUUCGUUGUGUGUAACUAAACGAUUGCUGAAUCAACAACUAUUGUGACACACCAUCAUGGCUGACUUCAAUGAGACCAUCACUCUAACAAUGUAGCACUCUCUUGUGCCUCUGAGGUCAUCCUGCAGAGCUUUGUCCAGCUACACGGAACUGCACCAAACUCAGGGAACGUGAGACACUUAAUCUGACACUAAACUGGAAUGACCAUGUAAGCGCCACGUCAUAUCUUUCACGAACAUACCGUAUCUUUCGGGCUAAACUGCGCCAGCGGUUCAAGUCGAGCAAACAUUUAGAUUCAUUUCUGCCGUUUAUAUCUCACCCAGAGACUCACAUCGGUCUCGUGUGGGUGACCAUUAGAGAGACGAGAAGUGAAAUUUGUUGUAGUCACACUGUAUAAAAGCCUGGCUUUUAAAUUGUGUUAUUUUGUUUUUUAUUUUUGGACGUUCGGACAAAAUUUGGCUACUGCUUCAGUGUACGCUUCUCCAGCUUGUCGCGAAGACGCCUGGGAAUUGAUGUUUAUCACAGUAUUUUGAGGGUCAUCCGCUUUUUUAUUUCUCUCUUUUUGACAACUUCAUUUGUUAAUGGCUAACAGGACGUGUGAGGAGUUUCAACAAAUAAUGAAAUUAAAAAGUGUUUCAGAAACAAUCUACAGACCCUAGCUUUAUUUUUUGUGUGGAUGUGUGCCGCUGGUUGUUUCCCACUUUCUAAAAAAGUGGUUGACUCUCUGACAACAAGGAGGCUGACACGUGGACCAUUAGGCUGAUGUGGUUCGUUCAAUGCAUCCUUAUACUCCUGUGUGUGACUCACUAUCAUUUAGUUCAACAUACUCAAUACCGUAUUCCCUGUGUCUGUGUGUGCCUUACAGUAUACAGUACUGUAUAUUUGUACAUAUGUAUGUAUGUACAGAUAUACACAGUACGCACACAGUGUAGCUUAAUAAGAAAUACUUGCUCUGGUUAUGUUUUUAAGUACUUCCUAUACUUUUCAUUUCCACAUCUGAACCGUAGGCUAAAAUAUUGCCUUUUCUGUAUUUGGAUUUAAAGUGAAAUCUACAGUUUGUCUGAUUGAAACUGUAGAUUUUUCUUUCUUUUUGUCUGGUUCGGUCAUACAACACCAUACAGUAGAAUACAGCACUUUUUCCCAAUGUAAACAUCUUUUCUCCUUCCAACACUGACCCCUUUAAACACCACUGGUCCUCCUUGUUUUCACAUCUCUGUUGUCUGUUGACGAUGCUGCACCUUUAAAGUCUACAACACAUGUUUUAUAAUAUGCAACAUGGGGCAAAAAGUCAUUUCACAGGCACUUUUAUUUUGUAGAUAUGUGCUUGCCUGCUUCUAUUGUUCUUAUUCUUUUGGUUUUUUUCUACUUUAUUAAGUCUGCAUCCGAUUUCAAUGGCUGGAGCAGUCAUUUGCUGUAUGCUACUGUUUGAACAAUGAUUUCUUUACGGUACCUUUUGAAUGUUUGAGCAUAAACUGUUUUUCGAUGCACUCAGUGUUGGACUGAAUUGUCAUUCACAGAAUUAGAUACCACGUUUCCUCAAAUAAAAAGCAGAGGUCAUUAAAUCUCUGGAUAAAUAAACA
This is a messenger RNA of Solea senegalensis (Senegalese sole), 8015 nucleotides long. RefSeq names its product protein bicaudal D homolog 1-like. Gene Ontology annotation, molecular function: dynein intermediate chain binding; cytoskeletal adaptor activity; dynein complex binding. The record is from RefSeq and is a predicted model, not a curated record. Gene Ontology annotation, biological process: microtubule anchoring at microtubule organizing center; protein localization to organelle; regulation of microtubule cytoskeleton organization. NCBI's taxonomy places the organism in Eukaryota, Metazoa, Chordata, Actinopteri, Pleuronectiformes, Soleidae. Bases 579 to 4040 code for a protein of 1153 amino acids. Gene Ontology annotation, cellular component: Golgi apparatus; cytosol. The transcript has 11 exons.